Messenger RNA from Peronospora matthiolae, 501 nucleotides. NCBI's taxonomy places the organism in Eukaryota, Oomycota, Peronosporomycetes, Peronosporales, Peronosporaceae. The record is from the annotation of a GenBank genome assembly.
AUGCAUGCACUACGUGAAAGUGCCAGUGUGGAAGACGUUCGUCUAGAGCGAAAGCUUCGCUAUGACUUCGCGAAGUUAAAGGCCAGAGGCCGUCUGCAGGGAGUUUUACGCUCCCGCUAUGCUUCGGCUGCCUCUGCAGCCGCGAGUUCACGUCAAUAUUUUGUCACGAACUCGCACGCUCUCACUACGACGAGUGAGAAGCGCGACACUCGUCAACACGAGCUCGGCCGUGGCGCUCAAAAACGUCAACGGCGUUCGGACAUUCUUGACGGAGAUGAAUCUCAUACUCCCAUGAGUUUUCAGACUCAGGGUACCCACGCCACUUCACCUGAUAUUGGUAGUGACCAUGACGACGAAGUCGUUGAAGUACCCGCUCCACAUAAACCUGGAAGCUCCCUUGCUUAUCAAGCAACGCCGGUGGCGGUCGGAGUAUCGGCUGAAAGUCAAACUGAGUUGGUGAAGAGAGCGGAGGAUCUCCGUGAGACUUUGGGUCCGACUUAG